CAUGUGUGUAUGUGUGUGUGUAGAACACAGUGCUGAGUGCAAAGCGCUUCCUGGAGGGUCAUCAACCAGGGAAAUGGGAUAUUUCUCUCACCAAACUCAAUCUGCAGAAGCCGGUGCCGAGCGACAUUGUGAUCUCUCGCUCCUGUGUGCCCAAGCCCAUUGACCGUCUGGCCAAAGAGGUGGGCCUUCUCUCUGAUGAGGUAGAACUCUAUGGCAAGACUAAGGCCAAGGUCCAGCUGAAUAUCAUCAAACGCCUGCAGGCUCAACCAGACGGCAAAUAUGUGGUUGUCACUGGUAUUACACCGACCCCUCUGGGUGAGGGAAAGAGUACCACCACCAUCGGCCUUGUGCAGGCCCUGGGAGCACACAUGAACCUCAAUGUUUUCGCAUGUGUGCGACAACCUUCUCAGGGACCCACCUUUGGCAUUAAAGGGGGUGCUGCAGGAGGUGGAUAUUCACAAGUCAUCCCAAUGGAAGAGUUCAACCUCCAUCUCACUGGUGACAUUCACGCCAUCACAGCUUCCAACAACUUGGUAGCUGCUGCCAUCGACGCUCGCAUGUUCCACGAGUCCACACAAACUGACAAGGCUCUGUACAACCGUUUGGUGCCACUCAGUGGAGGACAGAGGAAGUUCUCCCCCAUCCAGAUCAACAGACUGAAGAAACUGGGCAUAGACAAGACUGAUCCCUCCACUCUGACUGAGGAGGAGAUCACCUGCUUCGCCCGUCUGGACAUUGAGCCGAGCUCUGUCACCUGGCACAGAGGUAUGAACAUCUCACAUUUCUCUUAG
Messenger RNA from Paralichthys olivaceus (Japanese flounder), 791 nucleotides. Lineage: Eukaryota; Metazoa; Chordata; Actinopteri; Pleuronectiformes; Paralichthyidae. The record is from RefSeq and is a predicted model, not a curated record.